AAAUUUAGGACAAAUCCUUCCUUCAAAAUUAGAAUAUUUAGAUUUGACUCUUGGUAUUGAAAUAAGUGAUUUUAAAGUAUUCCUAAAAAAUACCCAAGGUACUUUUAUUAAGAAGUUGUUAAUUAGAGAUUCAAUAAGGAAAGCUAAUUAUAAUCUUUUACGUCAUUUAAAAAAAUAUAUAAUGAAGGAGAAAAGAGUCAGGUAUUUGAAUUUUAGGAAUCUUCAUAAGGAAUUGUUUGAUUAUAGAGAUAUAGUGAAAGAAUUUAAGUCACAUAAUGUUAGAGUUCAAAAAUACAAUGAUUUACACUUCGACAUGUAUCAAUUUAUGCAAAAACUUGAUUAAUUAUUUAAUUAUCAUUUAAUAAAUAAAGUUUCUUUAUAU
Messenger RNA from Rhizophagus irregularis DAOM 181602=DAOM 197198, 382 nucleotides. Lineage: Eukaryota; Fungi; Glomeromycota; Glomeromycetes; Glomerales; Glomeraceae. The record is from RefSeq and is a predicted model, not a curated record.